CGAUCCCGGGACUCUGAGUCACGGAUGCAAUAUCCAAAAAUUCUCUUUUCCUGGCAGAUUUUGGCAGGUCAAUUAUCCUGCUGCACGCGGAAGCUGCGCCAACAAUUUUAAUUAGAUCUGGCUUUGGACACCUAAGCUUUUCCUUUUUUUUUUUCGAAUUUACCACGCAGAAGCGCGCCUUUCACCAACAUUGUAGAGCGAAUCAGGUACAUCGACGGUAUUCCUUUAGUUUAAAGCUCAUUUCCAGUUCUUUCGAAGCAGGUUAUCUUGCUGCGAAUAUUGUAAACUCAUUGCUGCAGCAGCGUUCGCGAUGACGAUUCGAUUCGGUGGGUAAUUAAUACUACAAAAAAUGGAUACAUUAAGAAGUCAGAAUAAGCUGAUUUUGGCUGUUGCUGUUGGUGUUGGAGUGGUUUUAACCAGUAUUGUGUUAUACCACAUUUCAAAGAAAGGUAAAAAGAAGUUGGUGACUUUGCUUGACCCUCAAGCGAAAUAUUCACUGCCAUUGAUUGAGAGGGAGGAGAUCAGUCAUGAUACAAGGAGGUUCAGAUUCGGGUUGCCAAGUGAGAAGCAUGUGCUUGGUUUGCCUGUCGGGCAGCACAUCCAUCUAUCAGCCAAGAUUGAUAAUGACUUAAUCAUUAGGUCAUACACUCCUGUGUCAUCUGAUGAGGAAGCUGGAUAUGUUGAUUUAGUUAUCAAGGUAUACUUCAAGAAUGUCCACCCGAAAUUCCCAGAGGGCGGAAAAAUGUCUCAGCAUCUUGAGAACCUUAAGAUCGGUGAUACGAUCGACGUGAGAGGUCCAUCCGGUAGGUUGCAGUAUUUGAGUAACGGCAAGUUCUCGGUGAAGAAGCUGAGGAAAGACCCACCACAAAUCAUAACCGUGAAACGUGUAUCAAUGAUUGCCGGUGGUACAGGAAUCACGCCUAUGCUUCAACUGAUCAGACAUAUCACAAAGGAUCCAAACGACAAAACUCAGCUGAAUCUGCUCUUCGCCAAUCAAACCGAGAAGGAUAUUCUUGUGCGUAAGGAACUCGAGACGGCAGCCAAGGAACAUCCCGACCAAUUCAAACUGUGGUACACUUUGGACACUCCUCCAGAAGGAUGGAAGUAUAGCUCUGGAUUCGUGAACGAGGAAAUGAUCAAAGACCAUCUGUUCCCACCAUCACCUGAUACUUUGGUCGUCCUCUGCGGUCCACCGCCGAUGAUCAACUAUGCUUGCCUUCCGAACUUAGACAAAUUGGGACACUCCAAGGAUCUUUGCUUCGCCUAUUAAAAUUAUGUCCCAUUUGGAAUGUUAUACACUAUUACACGUACACCACACGGAGCAAAAUCGGCAUUGCGAUCGAUUAUAUAGCAAUAAUAGUAUUGUCAGAAUGUACACACCUUUUUUUAAAAGACUUUUGAUGCAUUUUAUUGUUAUUUUUUUUGGUUUUUACUAAAAGUAUAUUAAUUUUAUUGAAA
Messenger RNA from Nicrophorus vespilloides, 1458 nucleotides. RefSeq names its product NADH-cytochrome b5 reductase 3. Gene Ontology annotation, cellular component: mitochondrion. The transcript is spliced from 6 exons. Lineage: Eukaryota; Metazoa; Arthropoda; Insecta; Coleoptera; Silphidae. Gene Ontology annotation, molecular function: oxidoreductase activity; FAD binding. The coding region runs from base 350 to 1270 and encodes 306 amino acids. The record is from RefSeq and is a predicted model, not a curated record.